UUCAGAAUUUGAAAUUCCAUGGAGGACAGUGACUUGGGGGAAAGCAAAGAAAGAUUCUUUAAUAGAGAAUAUAAAAAAGAUCCAACCAUCCACAUCAAAUCUGAAAUGCUUGAGGAUGAUAGUGGUUGGCCCAGCUGGUUCAGGAAAAUCAAGUUUUAUAAACUCUGUUAAUAAUGCCUUCCAAGGACGGAUAACUAGCAGUGCGUUGAGUGAUGCCAUUGGUAGUGGUAAAAGUUUCACCAGAAAAUACAGUGAAUUUGAAAUUAAAACUGGGAAUUUAAAACUGUCUACUUUCUUCAAUGAUGUGAUGGGCCUGGAAAUAGGAAGUGAAAAAGGAUGCCAUCCAGAUGACAUCUUCAAAGCCAUAAAUGGGUUCAUGAAAAAUGGACAUAUGUUUAAUCCAAAAAAGCCAAUAUCUCCAGAAGAUCCAGACUAUAAUAAGAACCCAGAUCUCUCUGAUGAGACCUACUGCAUGGUCUAUGUUUUAGCAGCUGAAAGAAUCAAUUUGACAGAGGAUGAAAUUUUUAACAAGUUAAGAAACAUUCGUGAGGAAGUUAGUAAAACUUGGGAUUAA
Misgurnus anguillicaudatus (oriental weatherfish) is the source of this 574-nucleotide messenger RNA. Lineage: Eukaryota; Metazoa; Chordata; Actinopteri; Cypriniformes; Cobitidae. The record is from RefSeq and is a predicted model, not a curated record.